Messenger RNA from Phoenix dactylifera (date palm), 1075 nucleotides. RefSeq names its product Thioredoxin z. Gene Ontology annotation, cellular component: thylakoid. Gene Ontology annotation, molecular function: protein-disulfide reductase activity. The record is from RefSeq and is a predicted model, not a curated record. Gene Ontology annotation, biological process: plastid organization; cell redox homeostasis. NCBI's taxonomy places the organism in Eukaryota, Viridiplantae, Streptophyta, Magnoliopsida, Arecales, Arecaceae.
CCGGAAGUCAGGAAGAUAAGAUUCAGAGACGCACAUAAAUCCAUUUGCUUCGGUUCCACUCCGCUGCGUUCUUCUAACGAAGGGAUGGCCGCGGUUCUCCAGAGCUCGACCUCCUUCGCCUUCUCGUCCCUUCGGGGCCUUCCGAGCUCCUUUCUCUCGACACCUCGAAGCCCAUUCUUCGGCCUCUCCACCGCCAAACCUCUCUCUUCUUGGAGUUCCCUUAGCCGGAAGAGCAGCAGCAGCAUUAGAAGGUUGGUUUCCAAAUCCCCCUCGGCCAAGUACAUCAGAGAAGAUUAUCUUGUGAAGAAGGUGUCGGCGAAGGAGGUGCAGGAUUUGGUGAAUAGCGAGAGGAACGUCCCGCUCAUCGUGGAUUUCUAUGCUGCAUGGUGCGGGCCCUGCAUUAUAAUGGCCCAGGAGCUCGAAAUGCUUGCUGUGGAGUAUGAGAGCAAUGCACUGUUUGUCAAGGUGGACACUGAUGAUGAAUAUGAAUUUUCACGAGAUAUGCAGGUUCGUGGACUACCAACAUUGUAUUUUAUCAGCCCAGAUCCAAACAAGGAUGCUAUUCGAACUGAGGGGCUUGUCCCAUCUGAAAUGAUUAAAAACAUCAUUGAUAAUGAAAUGUGAGAAUAAUAUCUUGAAGGUUUGGUGUUGUAGCUGUUUUCAGCAUUGCAGUUUUGCUCGUAUUCUGCUAGAACAUCACUUAUCAGCAUCAAAUUGUACCACAGUCAUCCGCUCCCUGUUUCUGUUAAAGGUCAUUCGCAUGCAAUUCUAGUGACAUAGUUGGUGCAACUCCAAAACUCUACUUUUGUGAUUUGAAGGUAAGCUGGUUCAUAGCUAGGAUUGAUGAUGAUGACGGAACAGUCCCAAUACACGUAGAAUGUAGAACAAUACAAUAGAUCAGUAAGCAUGUUCUUUUAAGAUUUUUUUUCUUUCUUUUAAUUAUAGCAAAGUGAAAUGGUAAAUAAAAUAUGUGGCAGAACCCAUUGCAGCUUAGCAGUACUGCGAAGCCAUUCUCUAAUGGCUCAAUUGAUAAAGCCAUUGUAAUGGGCAUGGAUGCAAGAUGCAGGUUUUCUCC